Molecule: messenger RNA, 2015 nt
Organism: Topomyia yanbarensis
Lineage: Eukaryota; Metazoa; Arthropoda; Insecta; Diptera; Culicidae
Gene: Irbp
Product: ATP-dependent DNA helicase 2 subunit 1
Exons: 11
Coding region: 119-1972 (617 amino acids)
Biological process (GO): double-strand break repair via nonhomologous end joining; cellular response to gamma radiation; telomere maintenance
Cellular component (GO): Ku70:Ku80 complex; nucleus
Molecular function (GO): telomeric repeat DNA binding; double-stranded DNA binding; damaged DNA binding
Source: RefSeq, a predicted model, not a curated record
AUGAGCGUGUAGGUCAUGACUGAGGCGCCAAUUUUUAACAGUACAGACAGGUAUAAUCGUGUCGUAUGCUAUACGCAAAUAAAGUAUAUACUUUGUUUCAUUUAAGUUUGAAACCAAAAUGUAUUGGAAUCCUGAUCAUUCAGAUGACGAGGAUGCUAGCCAGGAAAUAUCUUUUGGUGGAAGGGAAGGCAUUCUGGCACUGAUCGACUGUGCCGAUUAUAUGUUUUCUGAUCGUCCUGAUGGGAUAAAUAGUUUUAAAGAGACUAUGGAAUUAGUUGAAGCUAUGAUGAGGAAUAAGAUUAUCAAUAGUGAAAAGGAUUUAGUAGGUAUUGUCUUUUACAAUACAGAACACAGUCCGCCUCCUCCGGAUGAGAUUGAGCUUGAAACAGGACUUGUGGUUCCAAAGCAAACCGCUGUUUUUAUGCCGCUAUCAAAUCCAUCGGCUGAAUCGAUUCGAAUGGUUUUGAAUUUACGUGAAUCGGAUGACUGUUUCGAUUUCGAUCGCAAAUUUGGUCAUUCGCAAAAUACCAAUCUGACAGAUACGUUGUGGCUUUGCACCAGGAUGUUUACUAGAUGUGGUUACAAACUGGAACAAUCGAGUAUUGUAUUAUUUACAACUAACGACGAGCCACACGUCGCUGGAACUUACGAAUAUCAGCAGAGUUUCGUAAAAGCAAAGGACUUGCAACAACUCGAUGUCAAUGUAGUUCUUGUUCCAUUAUCCGAAGCAUUUGAUGGAUCUAAGUUUUACCAAGAAUUUCUUUGCACACUUGCUAACGAAAGUCCCAAUGAGUUCAAUUUUCCACAAUAUCAGGAGUCUCGAGAACGUUUAUUGAAUAGAAUUUUUCGACAAGAUUUUCGGAAAAAGGCUUUGUCACACCUAAAAUUUCACCUUUCUGACGACGUUGCAUUCGGUGUGAAUGUAUAUUCUCUUUCGAGGAAAACUCGUUUCCCGAAGAAAGAGACAAUCUUAAGAGAUUCAAACGAAGUUGUUGUAUCCAAACGGUCUCACCAGAUAGUAUCUACGGAAGAAAACAGUGACAAUGCUUCGAACAAACCCCUGCUACCUGGCGAUCAAAGAAAAGUUCAGGCAAUAGGGGGUGAAAAAAUAAGAUUCACCGUAGAUGAGGUUACAAAUAUGAAACAAAUGCUUCAGCCAGGUUUACAAUUAUUGGGGUUCAAACAGCUUUCAAAAAUAUUUUUGACAAAUCACAUACGAAGUUCACUGUUUCUGUAUCCGGAUGAAAAAAAUGUUACCGGUUCCACCUUGCUUUUCCGAGCUCUUUAUGAAAAGUGUCUCAUUAAACAAAAAGCUGUGUAUUGUAUGUUAACAAUGAGGCGAAAACAACCGUCAAAACUGGUUGCUCUGAUUCCACAAGAAGCUAGCUACGAUGAUGAUGGAGAACCUUAUCGCCAUAGCGGGUUUAGAAUUGAGUUCAUUCCAUAUGCUGCCGAUAUUAGGAAGCUGGAAGCUUUCGAGCGAACGUGUCCAGAGGUUACCCAGGAACAAAUUAAUAUCUUCAAGUCGGUCACGAAGAAGAUCAAGUUUAAAUACCAUCCUUCACAAUUUGAAAAUCCGGUGUUGUCGACACUUUACAACAACAUAGAAGCAUUGCUGUUUAAUAAGGGCGAUUUGGACAUCUAUGAUUCUACGAAACCAGACAACGACCGGAUCGACGCAAAGGUUGAUCCAUUCGUGGGUUCAAUCGUCGAAAUGUUUGGAGAGGAUGAAAUCAAUGCACCGAAGAAACGUGCGAAAAUAACUAGUGAAGAUGCACCAGAUGCUAAGACCCCUCGAAUGGCCACAUAUGUAGACCCUGCCUCGAUCGUGGAAUCAAUUAAAAAUGGAAAGGCUGGGUCUGUUCUCGUGGCAACCCUGCGGGAUUACUUACGUCAGAUAGGUGUUGAAGGAAUAUCGAAAUUGACUAAAGCUUCUCUAAUAGAUAGGAUAAAGCAGCACCAUCAUUUAUGAAACAUCUUGUACGUUUUUUAUUCUUCAUUCAUUUUGUUAUUUU